Molecule: messenger RNA, 3381 nt
Organism: Talaromyces amestolkiae
Lineage: Eukaryota; Fungi; Ascomycota; Eurotiomycetes; Eurotiales; Trichocomaceae
Exons: 5
Coding region: 1-3381 (1126 amino acids)
Biological process (GO): transcription by RNA polymerase III
Cellular component (GO): transcription factor TFIIIC complex
Molecular function (GO): protein binding
Source: RefSeq, a predicted model, not a curated record
AUGGACGGCUAUGAAAACUCUCACGGUCGCGUUGGCGACUACCCAGGCUCUUCAUACCAGGAAGYCCAGCCGCCAAUAGACCCCGCCAUCGAUCCUCGACUUUUCGACUCUAGCUAUCUUGCCCUAGAGCCCGGCUCAGAGGACGUGGGCUUUGAAGACUCUGGCCAAUAUGCUCCCCUUGACACGACGUCCAUGUCCAUUGGCCAGCGGAGACUCCUUCAAGAGCAGGUCGAUCUAAGCGAUUCCAACGACGAGUCUGAUGAUGUUGAUGAUUACGAUGACGAUGAAGAUCACGACCGGCUCUGGGACGAAGGGAAGGAAGUAUAUGAUGAAUACUCUGCUAUGAGAGCAGCUCCUGAAGACCCGGAUUACCAGGCUUCUACUGAUCCUGAAAGUGAAGAGGAUGAUAGCAACGACGCCAACGACGCUUCGCCCCGUCCGCGGAAACGGCGUCGCAGGGGCCAUGGCCCAUUCAGUGGUCGUUAUGGCGCCCGAGGAGGAAAAGGCAUCAAGCGAGGGCCAAGGCGGCCGCUUGAACCCAGUCCGGAGUUCAAAAUGCUCCAUUCACAGGCUACUGAAGCAUUCAUCGACGGAGACUAUGAACGCGCAACUGAACUGGUGCAGCAAGCCAUUCUUGUCAAUCCUGAGAUGUUCGCUGCUCAUUCUCUCCUAUCUGAGAUCUUCCUCGCUCGAGGAGAUAAAGAUAAAGCAGUCACGGCUCUUUUCAGCGGUGCUCACACCCGUCCACGUGAUCCUACCGUAUGGCACAAAGUCGCAAGACUGAUCCAAGAACGAGCUGGAGAGGACCGACAAAAGACCCUGAAUGAUAUGAUUUACUGCUAUAGUCGUAUCAUCGAGAUCGACGGAAAAGCGUAUAAUGCUCGAUUUCAAAGAGCUACCGCGUACCGUGAAUUAGGAUACAAUGGCAGAGCAGCAAGCGAAUAUGAACGCAUUCUCAAAGAGCUUCCUCACAAUAUCCGAGCUCUCCGACAUCUGGCCGAAACUUACAUUGAUAUGCAAGACGUUCAAAAAGCACUUGAUUACUAUCUGGUUAGCAUUGAUUAUUACAUGACCCUUGACAACGAUGAAAAUAUGGAAUUCUCCUGGUCAGAUGUGAACAUAUGCGCAGAGUUGUAUGCAUAUGUCGGGGAUCCCAGGAAAGGAUUGCAACUUCUAUCGUCAGUCUCAAGGUGGCUCCUCGGCCGAAAGGAUGAUACCAUGUGGGAUGCUUAUAUCGAUGAUGAUCGAGAAUGGGAUGCUGCUGAUUCACCUCGUCGUAUCAAGACCGAUGGUUUUAUACCCGACACUUAUCCCUUAGACUCAUAUGGGUUGGGACUGCCAAUGGAACUGCGCAUCAAACUAGGCACAUUUCGCCUGAAAUUGGGCGAUCGAUAUUUUGAAGAGGCAUUGGCACAUUUUGAGUGGCUUAGCCCGGAAGAUGAUUCAGAGACUUCCACAGUCUUUGACUACGCAGACCUUUAUAGGGAGGCUGCAGAUGCGUUGAAAGAUGCAGGCUUAUUUCCGGAGGCACUUCGCUUUUAUCGACCAUUACAGCUCACCGAGGAUUAUGCCGAUGUCAGCUUCUUCCUGGCCAUGGGUGAAUGUGCAUUUGCCUGCUCAGACCUCAGCCUGGCCGAAUCUUGCUAUCUCACAGUAGCGGAGAACGACCAUACAAACCUACAGUCUCGAGUCAAUCUAGCCAAACUCUAUGAGACGAUGGGCGAGAGAGACCAAGCCCUCUUUUACGUAAAUCAGGCGGUCUUAUUAGGUCGCGAAGCCAGGGGUCGCAAUCGAAGGAGUCGUAGGGAUCGUCGGAUAGCGCAACUCGCUAAAGAAUUUCAGGGUGAUACUCACAUCUCAACGCGCAUCGUGCCUAGGCAUUUGGCGAAUGAGGUAGCUCGGCACGAAACCUUGCAGGACAGUGAUGCAAACCGGCCGCAGCAGGUGCAGUAUCUGUAUUCAAAGAUGAAUGAUCUACGCCCGAACAUGCGGGCCGGCGAUUCUGCUGCGACAGAGGACUGGCUUGACAUUGCGGAUGCACUGUUAUAUGAUUUUCGGAGUAACCGCGCAUUUUAUCCUUUGCAGAAGCAUAUGAUAUUCCUUGGGUAUUCUCGGGAAGAGCAAAAAGGCGGGAAAAAGAAAGGAACGGUCAUGGAUGAAGUGCAGGAGGUGGCUGACCGAUUACAAGAAUGGCUUGGUCAAACCAACCCAGAAAUAACUCCGACAAGUAUUCCAAACGAUUAUUACGGAAUAUCAUUCGACGAAUGGUUUGAGAUGUUCCUCGAGUACGCCUUUGUUGUUUCCGGACAAGGCGACAAGGACGAAGCAUAUGAUAUUCUAGGCGCCGCUGUAGAUGCCAGUGUAUGGUAUCAUUACAAAGAUAAAGUACGGCAAAUUCACAUUUGCUGGUUUACGUGCGCUCUUCGUGCAUACGAUGAGGAAACACUAGUCAGCGAAGCGCGAUGGUUUACCAAAGAGUAUCAAUUCGUGACAGAUACCUACCGACUAUUCUCCAUUUUGAGCCGACUGUGCGGUGAUCCUAACAGAUCCCUCUUUCAUGCAUCGCCAAGCAUGAAGUUUAUGCUCCGACAAGUCAAAGCCAUGGACUCCACUUUGCCCGGAGACCAUCAUUUGACKAGGGCAUCAACCUCGAAAUCACUUACUACCAGACAGUCCACGGCAAAGGCAACGCGAGGCUCGAAAAAUCCUCCAAGUCAUGUGUCUUUGACUAACCGUCAAGACAACGGCGAUCUCACAACAGCAGACAACAUGGAUGUUGCUCUUCUAGUUUUGUAUGGCCAUAUCCUUUACUCAGGGAAUAGUUUCUACCCGGCUCUGAACUACUACUAUCGAGCAUAUGCACUCGACCCCGAAAACCCAGGGAUUUUGCUACCCAUCGCGCUAUGUUAUAUACAUCAUGCUCUUAAACGACAGGCGGAGAAUCGGCACUACCUCAUUCUGCAAGGGCUAUCAUUCAUGUCUUUGUAUCGAAAAGUGCGUUGUCAAGGGAAGAUCGAUCAAGAGGCCGCCACCGACGGCAACGAGGAAGCACAUAUUGAGGACUCGUCGCUCAGUCAAUGUCAAGAAGUAGAGUUCAACUAUGGGCGUGUUUAUCAUUCCCUAGGAUUGUUACACCAAGCUAUACCCUGUUACGAGCGUGUAUUGGAGUUAGGUGAGAGAAUCCAAACUGCUCAAAAAAACAGAAACGCUGGCACCAAAAAAGAUACAGGAAAGGCUCCAGAUAGCGAAAAGGAUAAUACACAACACAUUCUCGCCGAAGACUUCACGCCCGAAGCAGCUGUUGCUUUGCAGAAUAUCUAUGCGAUCAAUGGGAACGUAGCAGGAGCUCGAGAGAUAACUCAGAAAUAUCUUGUCAUUUGA